UGUGGAGCUGCUAAUCAUCCAGGCCUAGAGAACGGAGGUGGAAGGGGAUCUCCUCGGGUUCGUUUUCGGGGCAAUGGGACCCGGCCAUCGACAACUGAUUGUGUGGGAGCUCUCGGUCCCCUUCGUGCAGCUAAUCGACGAUCUCCCCCUCGACAUCAUAUCGCAGUGCGACGAAAGCCCGGUGCCGCACGUCCUUCCGCGGAGGUUGACGCAGUAUCUGCAGUGGUCGGCCUGUUUGGAGGAGAGAGGAGGAGGUGGCAACUACCCGUUGCGAUCGGAGUACCAGAAUCCCCGGGGGAUCAUCGACAUCCUUUUCUUCCAGCCCCGGGCGCUGUCUGAAGGCGAGGCGAUAACGGUGGAGGAAGAAGAAGAGGAGGACGAGGAGGACGAAACCUCAGAGGAAAGGAGUUACUUUGAGCACAGUGAAGAGAAGCCGAGCGGAGAAGAAGAAGAGGAAGAAGAAAAUCAGGAGGAGGAAGAGGAAGGAUUUGAGUGGGAAAGUCUGGGUGAGGAGGCGGGCCGCGCAGAGGUCCAGGAAGAAGAUCCCGAGGUGGUAGCGUGGCCGAGAGAAGAAAUCACGGUCGGGAAGCAGCCGCUGGAGUACGCGAGCGGCGCGGAUCUACCGAUCCCAGACGAUCCGACCAGGGAUCCCGAGCCACCCAAGGACGGCAAUGGGGACCCUUCUGCCGAGACUUCGAGUGCGCAAGCAAGGAGGCGACGGAGUCGAUCCCCCUCCCCCUCCACCCGUCCCCCAGUUCGCACACGUACCGAUGCAGGGCAUCGGGCUUCGUCCCCGGUCGUUAUCACGUCAUCCCCUUGAUUACCUCACCCUUCGGCAGAUCACCGCCUUGAUCUCCUUUCCCCACAACCCCUUUCCCACCGACACCUUCCGUCACUUCUACGCUAACCGCCUCG
Molecule: messenger RNA, 915 nt
Organism: Chara braunii
Lineage: Eukaryota; Viridiplantae; Streptophyta; Charophyceae; Charales; Characeae
Source: the annotation of a GenBank genome assembly